Molecule: messenger RNA, 2128 nt
Organism: Danio rerio (zebrafish)
Lineage: Eukaryota; Metazoa; Chordata; Actinopteri; Cypriniformes; Danionidae
Gene: adss2
Product: adenylosuccinate synthase 2
Biological process (GO): AMP biosynthetic process; purine nucleotide biosynthetic process; 'de novo' AMP biosynthetic process
Cellular component (GO): mitochondrion; cytoplasm
Molecular function (GO): magnesium ion binding; nucleotide binding; adenylosuccinate synthase activity
Source: RefSeq, marked provisional
AUAGGCGAGCCGGUCAUGUCAGACAGCGGGGACGCACAGCCGCAGGACGGAGGCAACAGCAGCUCGAGCCGCGGGAAGAGCCCCAGUGUGGGCAACAGAGUGACCGUGGUGCUCGGAGCGCAGUGGGGCGAUGAAGGCAAAGGGAAGGUGGUGGACCUGCUGGCUCAGGACGCUGACAUGGUCUGCAGAUGUCAGGGAGGCAACAACGCAGGACACACCGUCGUGGUUGAUUCAGUUGAAUAUGAUUUCCACCUUCUACCCAGUGGGAUUAUCAACCCUAAGGUCACUGCUUUUAUUGGUAAUGGUGUAGUCAUUCACCUGCCGGGACUCUUCGAGGAGGCUGAGAAGAAUGUGCGGAAAGGAAAAGGUCUUGAAGGCUGGGAGAGCCGACUCAUCAUCUCUGAUCGAGCACACAUCGUGUUUGAUUUCCAUCAAGCUGUGGAUGGAGUCCAGGAACAGGAGAGGCAACAGCAAGCUGGCAAAAAUUUAGGAACCACUAAAAAGGGAAUCGGCCCUGUGUAUUCAGCUAAAGCAGCUCGCAGCGGCCUGAGGAUCUGUGACCUGCUGGCUGACUUUCAGGAGUUUUCUGAGAGAUUUAAACAUUUGGCUUCGCAGUAUAAGUCCAUGUACCCUUCACUGGAGAUUGAUGUGGACGGAGAACUGGAGAAACUGAAGUCAUAUGUAGACAGGAUAAAGCCUAUGGUGAGAGAUGGAGUCUUCUUCAUGUACGAGGCACUGCACGGAGAUCCUAAAAGGAUCUUGGUAGAAGGUGCCAACGCUGCCUUGCUGGACAUUGACUUUGGGACCUAUCCUUUCGUAACAUCCUCGAACUGCACUGUUGGAGGGGUGUGCACGGGUUUGGGGAUGCCUCCACAGAACGUUGGUGAAGUCUACGGAGUUGUCAAAGCUUACACCACCAGAGUUGGGAUUGGAGCUUUCCCUACGGAACAGAGCAAUGAAACUGGUGAGCUCUUGCAGACGAGAGGAAAGGAAGUGGGCGUCACCACAGGUCGUAAGAGGAGAUGCGGUUGGCUGGACUUGGUGCUCAUCAAAUACGCCCACAUGAUUAAUGGCUUCACAGCCUUAGCUCUUACCAAACUUGACAUCUUAGACGUGCUUCCUGAGAUUAAAGUUGGUGUGGCCUACAAAGUAAAUGGAGAGACCAUCCCACAUUUCCCAGCUAACCAAGAGGUGCUACAGAAGGUUGAAGUGGAGUAUGAGACUCUGCCGGGCUGGAGUACAGACACUUCUGCUGUCAGGACCUUUGAAGAGCUUCCAGAAAAUGCUAAGAAAUACGUCUGCUUCAUUGAGGAUCGCUUGGGUGUGCCUGUGAAGUGGAUUGGUGUUGGGAAGUCACGGGAAUCAAUGAUCCAGCUCUUUUAAGAGGCGGCUGGGCCUGUGUGUAGCACUGACUGGAUUACGCUCUGGACUCUGGUCUUGGAGAUGAGAAGUUUCCUCAUACGUUUUCUCUCCCACAUCACUUCUGUUUCUCCACCGCCAGAAGAUUAGGACCUCAGGUGUCCCUCAGAUCAUCUUGAAACCCAGUGAAAUGGAGCAUUUGCCACUUUUAACGGCAUUCCUGUGGUACAGUAAAUCAAAAAGGGCCUUCAACUAGUCACUUUUUGCCAUCGUUUAACAGUCUUUCAUCUGUGCUUCGACUUUAAUGUUUCUCCUCUGGUAUAUCGAGCUCAUUGUCUCCAUCUCAAGUCCAUCUGCUGUACACGUGCUGCUACUUCAAACAGUCAGGCAUCAGUAGUGGUUUAUAUUAUUGUUAGAUAUUCAUUUUUCACACCGGUUGGGUAAAACGAGUACUUAUACAUGUUAUAUUUAAUGUCUUAUGUUGCUUUUAUCACACAAAAAUCUGCGUGUUCUACCACUCUUUGUCUUUGUUUUAAAUAGAUUGUAUGAUUGACACUUUACUGAAGCAUACACUGUUAACAAUUUUUGCCAGUUACACAGUUUUUAACUGUAAUGUGAAUUGAAUUUUACUGUAUGACAGUUAUGCAGUAUGUUACCCUAUUUUAAAGUUGCAUUGUGGGGAAUGUUCUCUUCGCGCCAUUAAAACAGUGUUUUUAUUUGCUGUGAAUCAAAAUACAGUAAAAAUGAAUUUGCUUUAAACCCAAAAAAA